Molecule: messenger RNA, 5045 nt
Organism: Anoplopoma fimbria (sablefish)
Lineage: Eukaryota; Metazoa; Chordata; Actinopteri; Perciformes; Anoplopomatidae
Gene: cadm1b
Product: cell adhesion molecule 1b
Exons: 11
Coding region: 9-1271 (420 amino acids)
Biological process (GO): susceptibility to natural killer cell mediated cytotoxicity; detection of stimulus; cell recognition
Cellular component (GO): plasma membrane; synapse; neuron projection
Molecular function (GO): signaling receptor binding
Source: RefSeq, a predicted model, not a curated record
UGUCCAACAUGGCGAUCACGGGGAGCGGAUCUCUCGCUAUUUCUCUCUCUGUUUUCGUGAUUUCAGUGGCGUUUCUUCCGAAAGGAGCUGCUGAAACCGUGACAGUCGAAGGUCAGAACCUGGCGACUGACAACGUGUCGGUGAUCGAGGGGGAAAUGGCCACCAUCAGCUGCAGAGUGAAAGACAACGACGGCUCCGUCAUCCAGCUGCUCAAUCCCAACAGACAGACCAUCUACUUCAAAGAUGUUAGACCUCUGAAGGACAGCCGGUUCCAGCUGGUGAAUUUCUCUGACAACGAGCUGCGGGUGUCUCUGUCCAAUGUGUCACUCUCCGAUGAGGGACGCUAUGUGUGCCAGCUCUACACAGAUCCUCCUCAGGAAGCCUACGCAGACAUCACUGUCCUGGUCCCGCCAGGCAACCCAAUCAUCGAGAGCCGCGAGGAGGUGGUCAGCGAGGGGAACGAGACGGAGCUCACCUGCACAGCCAUGGGCAGCAAGCCAGCUGCCUCCAUCAGAUGGAUGAAAGGGGAGGAAGAACUGACAGGUGAGACAACAGUUGAGGAGACGUAUGACAGGAUGUUUACUGUCACCAGCCAUGUCAGAUUUUCUGUCACCAAAGAAGAUGAUGGAGAGCCAGUGGACUGCAUCAUUGACCAUCCAGCUGUAAAGGACCUCCUGGCUCAAAGACACUUGGAAGUGCUAUAUAAACCAGAAGUGAAGAUUGUGGUGACAUAUCCUGACGGUUUAACCAGAGAGGGUGACAAUCUAGAUUUGACAUGCAUCGCAGAAGGAAAACCACAUCCCCAUCAGAUCAACUGGCUGAGAGUGGACGAGGAUGUGCCGCCUCACGCCGUGGUCACAGGCUCUGAUCUUUACAUCGAGAACCUCAACAAGUCCUACAACGGCACCUAUCGCUGCGUGGCGUCCAAUGCUGUGGGAGAGGCCUACGACGACUACAUACUCUAUGUAUAUGAUGCUCCCACUACUAUCCCCACACCCACCACCAACCCAGUCAACACGCAAGACUCAAGAGCUGGCGAGGGGGCACCGCAGAAAAUUGACCAUGCUGUCAUCGGAGGAGUGGUUGCCGUGGUGAUGUUUGCCAUCCUCUGUGCACUCAUUGUUCUUGGUCGAUACUUUGCGAGACACAAAGGAACUUACUUCACGCAUGAAGCCAAAGGAGCGGAUGAUGCAGCCGAUGCCGACACGGCUAUCAUCAAUGCGGAGGGCGGACACAACAACACAGACGAGAAGAAGGAGUACUAUAUUUAAACUGGACAGGCCAGGAGAGACGGGUGGGGAGGCUGGUGGUGGUGGUGCUGUAGGAGCAUUAUGUCUAACUCUGAUUGGUUACGCGAAGGCUUGGGGGACGGGCAGGGCGAGAUUUAAAGAGGAAGAGAAGAAAGUGGAAAGUUGGACUGGCGCGGCCAAUUGGUAAGAAAAGGCGUUGCUGAGUCUCCUAUCCGACCCUUCCUGGACUGCUAGGGCCUAUUCUGUACAGUUCAAUUAUUUUCCAGACAAUUUUGUGCCUUGUUCUAUUUCUUUUCUUUAUUUUGUUGUUUACCCCCCCUCUCCCCUUCUCAUGCUUGCUGGAUUGGAUUUUUCCUUUUCAAUGUAAUCCACCUGAUCCUUUGUUGCAUUUGGCUUUCGGAGAUUAAAUGGGCCUGGUGUUUGUCUAUGUGUGCUGCAGCUAGCUUUUAGCUCAUGUACCCAGAUCUGAGUAGCCAGCUCAUACACACUUUCUUUUUUUUCCUGACUCAUCUACAGAGUUCAGUAACUGGAACACAGUGUCAACACAUUUCUCCCCGCUGGGUCAAAGUCCUACGCUCCCAGCAAAUUCAUCACAGUUCAGUUUCGACAUAUUUCAAAGCAGAUUUCACUCACCCUCCCUUCGAGGUCAGGUUCACUGUGUCGAUUACUAAUGUAACAGUUGUGAGUAAUCGUGCUCAUCAUAGAAUGUAUUUGUUCCUGAAAGUGAAGUAGGAGUGCUGUAAAGUAUAAUUUCACACCGAACUACAAGUAUAACUGGUCUCUCGUUGGUUUCAAGAGAACAUCUGACAAUUAGUAGAUGUGAGGUCACUUUAUUAUUUGUUUAGGGUAUUGUGGAGUACAGUCAGACAUCCUGACAGCUGUAAUGUGCCAUGAUGUAGAAUUAAAGUUUCUAUGGAGAAAAUCAGAACCACUUAUUCCUCUUUUGAAACUCUGUUUCAGUUAUUUUUUCUGCUGAUUGAGAGGACAGCAGUUAAAUCAAAUCGUCGUCAGCUGAGAAAAAAAACUAAGAAAUAAAAUAGUUUGACAUUAUUAGACAUCACAGUCUUUGUGCUAAGCUAAGCUAACUUUCUGUAUAUUCAUGUUAAGUGUUCGAACCUAAGAGUGGUAAUGAUCUUCUCAUUUAACUCUCGGUAAGAAAGUGUUUUUCCUAAAUUGUCGAACUACUCCUUUAAAAACAGCGCCUCUUUCCAGAGGGAGUUUAUAGGCUUUCUUUUUUUAGAAUUAUUUUUCUUAUCAUCCUUUGGAUGAUGGACCAAAAUCAUGGCAGAAAAUGGCUAAUAAGUACAGAUCCAAAAGACUAUCUUUGGCAGAUAUGCGAUUAUAUGGGUUUUAGGGUCAAACUAUACUUUGACUUUAUAACUACAUAAACCUUGUAGUACCUAUAGUAAAAGAGUGACUAUCCCUGUUGCAUUGAUCAUAAAAUCUCAUUAAAAAUGUAUUAUUUGUUGGAUACUGGUCCAGCCUGUUGCAUGUGCUAAACAUCAAAUUCUUCACAUUUUCAUACCACCCACACGGUCGACCCUGGACCAAAUAUAAUACUUAUGCGAGUGUGCGUAUAUACAGUGAAUAUUACUUGUAUACAGCAAAGGCUGAAUGUCCACUGUGCAGAGUGCUCCUCUCUAAAUAAUUGAUGUUAUUUUCAUUUUUUUUAAUCUAAUUAUAUAGUACAUUAUACAUUUAACUGGAAAUGUUUCCAGGGAAUUGGUUUAUUCAUUUUCUUCAAUUUUUUUUUUAUUGAGAUUGUACUGUGUUAAAGGGAAGAACGAAUGUUACACUUUCAAUGGCAAAGAUUCCCUUCAAUGAUGUUUAAGGCAUUAAGGUAUGUCGGCGUGAAUAACCAUAGUAAGUCCGGUAAAAAGACUACAGCUUCUCAUUGCUUAUUUACUGGCUUAGAAAUCCUUGCAGAUGAACCAUACUUUUUUGCCCUUGCCCAUAUUUGAGUAUAAAGACAUUCAAUUACUGCAAAAACAUGAAUCAGUUAUAUCUCCUUGUUGUCUGUAAAGACAUUUUACCUUUGGGCUGUCUUUUUUAACUUGGAAGAACUCCCUGCCUUACAAGUUACCAAAGAUGUGCGUCAAAUUUUAGACUUGGAUUUGGGAAAGAUAAUUUUCUUACUGUCAACAUGCAGCCUCAUUCCUUCACACAAAAGCCGUCUACUUUUGCAAUUUAAUUUCCCCCCCCGCCCACCAACACAAAUCAGACGGAGACGCAGUGUAUCACAGCUAGAAGAGUAAAAACCUGUUUGGUAAUUAGUGAGUGAUUUCAUUGUAUUGCCUGAAUAAGACAAAAAUGUGUAAAUGUACAAUGAAAAAGGAUAACCACUGCCUUAAACCCACACCUCUUGAUACUUAUCAUUGAAAGGACUGAAUGACUUUAUUUAGUGCCUUCUUUGAUUUUGAGGCAUAUGGUUAGUAUCUUACAGUAUCCUCAUGUACACUCUUACAGUAUAUCUUGUAUAUAGCUGUUCUUUCUAACUUAAAAAUCCAAUAUUCAUCCAGGUUGUUUGUAUUCACGCACCAUAGACUUUCAUCACGAUUACGACCUGGAGCAUAAAAGCUGGAAUGAGUUUAAAAGAAUACAUGUCCUUGUUUAUCAUGGACACACCACGCGGUGUGGCAGCUUUACUGACUAGAAUGUCGUAUGCCAGGAUGUAGUAUUUAUUGUCUUAAUUAGUAAUCGGAAAUCUGUCUAAAUUUGGUCAUUAUUAUUUUCCCCCUUUACUUCAUUUGUUAUUUAUUUGGAUAUCUCCAAGGACAAGGCUCGCUAGUAAUAUCAGAGAGGAACACACUACUAAUAGCUAUGAUAAGCUACAAUAAAAUUACAUUUUAGAGUUUGGUGUCAUGGAAACAGUUAUGUGCAUGGCAUUUUAUUUUGAGGUUUGAUAUUUAUCUUAAAUGGUUAUAAAGUGAUUGCUGCUUUUAAUCGAGGAACAUUAAAAAAAAAAAUUGUCAGAAGCAUCGUUCUAAUCCAACAUUUUGAUUUGUUUUGAAUACUUGAUAUUUAGUAUGUUUGUUUUCACUCUCUCAGGUUCAUGAGUGUUAAUAGUUGUGUUUUUUGCAUCUCAGGUAGAAUGCAAAUUAAAGGCCCCAAGUAUAUACUGUAGUACCACAGCUAUUCAAACAGUGAAGAAAUCACAAGAUGUACAUGUUUUUUCUCAUUUGUACAUGUUUAUGUAUUCUUAAUAUGGUGCACUGUUACAGUAAACGUUAAACAUUAUUUUGCAUAGACCUAGUUCACAAAGAAAGAAAACUAGAUUUGUUAAGCAGACAAAAAUUAUGUACAGUCAGUGUCAACAAAGUCACGAUGAUGUUCAUGAAACUUCUUCUUCUUGUUCUUCUUCCUCCACCUUAACACUUUCCUCAUACAGUAUCGGUUAUUUAGUAAUUAUAGGAUGUGACCACAGACAGUCAAUCAAGCAUCUGUUUGUAUUCAGUCGAUUCAUGGAUACAUUUUCAUAGAUGAAAAAGAUGGUGUAUUUACUGUGACAUGAAGUUUAAUGAAUGAUCUGUAACAUGUGUUGGAUAUUUGGAUGAAACUCAUGUUUAAAGCCUUUGGGAGGGAGGGGGGAGUGUGGGGUGGGAGUAGGGGUUGGUUGUUUUAUUACCCCCCAAAAUGGUUGUUUUGUUGUUGAAUCUUAAAUUUCUCUCAGUACCCAGGUGACAUUUUUUUUCUUUUGUGUAGUGAAGAGGAUGUUUCUCAUAUGGCCAUGCAUAUUUUGUAUUGGUUCAACCAACAUUUUUACAAAAGAAAAAAAAAAAUAAGAAGAGUUCUUGU